Molecule: messenger RNA, 981 nt
Organism: Aspergillus piperis CBS 112811
Lineage: Eukaryota; Fungi; Ascomycota; Eurotiomycetes; Eurotiales; Aspergillaceae
Exons: 3
Coding region: 1-981 (326 amino acids)
Source: RefSeq, a predicted model, not a curated record
AUGGAAAACGAGUGCGAAAGUGAAGACGAAAGUGAGAGGGAAGACGAAAGUGAGAGGGAAGACGAAAGUGAGAGGGAAGACGAAAGUGAGAGGGAAGACGAAAGUGAGAGGGAAGAUGAAAGUGGGAGGAGGGAAAAGGACCACGCAAAGGGAAAUUACACGGGGAAGAAGCAGAAACAGGAUACAAAUCUUCCAACCGCUUCUAAGUUCUCCUGGCGAGAAAGACUGGCUAUGAAAAUACUCAAGGAAGCAGAGACGAAGGGAUCCAUAUCCCAAUUUCUGCGUACUUGGGCACUGAUGCUCAAAGGAAACCUAGCCCCCGCUGGAAACUUCCAUCUGUCGUUCAUGUUUGGGCCUCUAAUAUUCGAGUCCGGGCUGAAAAGAAUCAAUCAUGGCAUGCGCGUAUCUCCCAGAAUGCCACCAUCUUUACUCUCCCAAACCAUCGGCAAAGCGCAGAAAGUGUCAUGUCCAUUCUUCUACCGGCACAAGGAAACCAAGCGACUGGAAUUUCAGUACAAGAAGAUAAAGAUCAAGCAACGGCCCUUGCUUGCCUGCGUUAAGCGUGUAUAUGGCGGCGCAUUCUCGGGCUAUCCCGAGUCUGCCCGCCUUCGACAGGCCAGAGUUAUUGACACCUUUGUGAAAGAGGCAAAUGCCUUUGGAAGUAUCGCAAUGACGAAGAUGGCGCAGGUCAGAGCGAAUCUACUCAGCAAGGCCGCGGGCAGGGUGAACCGCGCCCUCAAAGAAUGCUUGGGAGGGGAGGUCAACAAACAUCUGGAUCGGAUUGUUAGGAUACUUGUGCUUUCCACUCUAGUAGAUAUUUUUCUCACUCCGUUAGCGCUUGUAGGGGGGAGACGAGUGGCGGAAAACCUAGGUCAGAUUUUUAGGUUUCAUCAUAAUGGGCCUUGGAUCACACUGAACGGGUUUGAGCACACGCUUGUUUGUCCACUAUUUCUCAAGAAAGCAAAGACUGUGCGGGGCUGA